Molecule: messenger RNA, 1990 nt
Organism: Pantherophis guttatus
Lineage: Eukaryota; Metazoa; Chordata; Lepidosauria; Squamata; Colubridae
Gene: ICA1
Product: islet cell autoantigen 1
Biological process (GO): regulation of transport
Cellular component (GO): Golgi apparatus
Molecular function (GO): protein domain specific binding
Source: RefSeq, a predicted model, not a curated record
GGAGCCACCGCGGUGGCCAGCGAACGAGCGAGCGACGCGACGGCACUAUAUGGCAGGGAAGUCGCUGGCGUCCCGGCUGUGAGCUCUCAGAGGAAAGCAAGGAGCGACAUGAGGGCUCCCCGGUGAGGAGGAGCAACCUGCAUCGGAGUGGGACGCGCACAACCGCCACGGCUUAUCUUCUUCCCUAAAGAACCGCGGACGAGGGUCCUGUGAAGCAGUGAUUGGCCCAAAGCUGAGCAAGGGCUUGAAGGCAAUUUCAGCAUUUGAAAAAUAUUUUAAAAACAUGGACAGCCAUAAAUACAGUUAUUCAAGGGAAUUUUAUGAUCGAUAUGCUCAAGGCCAAGAUAAAUCUGUAGUAAAUAAAAUGCAGCAGAAAUACUGGAAAACAAAACAAACUCUUAUCAAAGUCACUGGAAAAAAAGAGGAUGAGCAUGUAGUGGCCUCAGAUGCAGAUCUGGAUGCUAAACUGGAACUGUUCCAUUCAAUUCAAAGAACUUGUAUGGAUUUACUUAAAGCAAUUGAACAUUAUCAAAAAAGGAUUUGUUUUCUAUCUCAGGAAGAAAAUGAAUUGGGAAAAUUUCUCCGAUCUCAGGGUUCUCAGGAUAAAACAAGAGCAGGCAAGAUGAUGCAAGCUACCGGAAAGGCACUCUGUUUUUCUUCUCAACAAAGACUAGCAUUACGCACUCCUUUGUGCAGACUGUACCAAGAAGUGGAGACAUUUAGAUACAGAGCUAUUUCUGAUACAUGGUUGACAGUCAACCGAAUGGAACAAUGUCGGACUGAAUACCGAGGAGCUCUGUUAUGGAUGAAAGAUGUUUCUCAAGAACUGGAUCCUGAUCUUUACAAGCAAAUGGAAAAAUUUAGGAAGGUCCAAGCACAAGUCCGUCAUACAAAAUUAAAUUUUGACAAAUUGAAAACUGAUGUCUGUCAGAAAGUGGAUCUUCUUGGAGCAAGUAGAUGUAAUCUUCUGUCUCACGUCCUUACAACAUACCAGACAACUCUUCUUCAUUUUUGGGAAAAAACAUCUCAUACCAUGGCAGCUAUCCAUGAAAGUUUCAAAGGUUAUCAGCCAUACCAAUUCACUAUGUUGAAGAAUUUACAAGAACCUGUAAAUAAAUUAUUGGAAAAUGAAGAAAAGGAGGAGGAACUGCACCAUACCAAAUCAGAGGACGAUCAACAGAGUCAGUUGAUAUCGUUAGAUGAUGAAAGCAAUACCAAGGAAACAGCCAACUCAGAAAACAUUUUGGUUACAGCAGAAGAUGCUAAUGACAUGCUGAGUACUUUUGGAGAGAACUUCAACCACAGAGAAAAUUCAGAAGUUAUGGAUCACUUAUUAGAGUUGAAGCAUGGAGAAAAUGCAGUAUCAAAGGACCAGCUUGUGAGCACCCUAGAACCUGAACCUACUGAUAAGAAUGACAUGGUAUUAUUGAAUGAGAUUCUCAAUGCAUCUUCUUUGGAUGAUGGUGAAUUCAGCAGGGAAUGGGUAGCUGUCUUUGGAGAGGUUACCCUUGCUGAGACAGGGGCAAGCUCUUCUGUGGGAGAAAUGGAGAGCAAUCAAUCAUCAUCAUCAGGCUUCCUUCCUUCUCAGCUUUUAGACCAAAACAUGAAUAAUUUGCAACGUUCUCUUCAAGGUUGGGCAGCCAGCAGCAUUAACCCAUCACCUGUAGUGCAGACAGGACAGAAAUCCAACAGCUUCAACCCAGACGUCAAUAAGACACCAAUGAAAGAAGCUGGAAGUUCUUCUAAAGAUCUAACAGCUUGGUUUAGCCUCUUUGCUGAUCUGGACCCUUUGUCCAACCCAGAUGCUGUUGGGAAAACAGAUAAAGAACAUGAAUUGCUCAAUGCAUGAGUUGUCUGCCUAUGGUAAAUCUCUAUUCACCAAUCAUUAACACUAUCUUGGGGGUUUAAGAAAAUUUAAAACUGAACCAAUGUGUUGUUGUACAACUUCUCACUUUUGUGCCAUUCUAAUAAAAUCACAGGAUUGACCUUU